Lachancea nothofagi CBS 11611 is the source of this 2190-nucleotide messenger RNA. Lineage: Eukaryota; Fungi; Ascomycota; Saccharomycetes; Saccharomycetales; Saccharomycetaceae. The record is from the annotation of a GenBank genome assembly.
AUGAGCCAGAUACCGUUUGAAAAUAAAGCACGUUCUCGCCAGGCAUCUGUGCGUGGAACUGUGGCUGGUUUAGCUAUCGGAUCUUUGGUUCUAGUCUCGAAUUUCCAGUUUGGACUGCAAACGGGCUGGGUUUCUAUGAUGUCGCUGCCAUCUGCACUCCUGGCGUGCGCUAUCUUCAAGCAGGUGAUUCCAGUUCUGUACCCAUCUAUGCUGCCGUUCACAGACGUCGAAAACGUCUAUAUUCAGUCUUUGGCCGUCGCCGUGGGAACAGGUCCUCUAGCAUACGGAUUUGUGGGCGUCAUACCGGCUAUCGAGAACUUCUUAACACCUGAUGAAUCUGGCUUCACCAGAAAACAGGGUGAACGCUUCACUCUGCAGCAGUUGCUAUUGUGGUCAUUGGCGUUAGCAUUUUUUGGCAUUUUCUUUGCAGUUCCGCUUCGAAAACAGGUCAUUGUUAGAGAGAAACUGCGAUUUCCAAGCGGCAGCGCUACCGCCACCCUCAUCGCCGUUUUAAAUGGAUCUGAGAUUUUGCAAGAGGUUUCACCGAAGGAGUUGCAAGAAAUGAGAGCUAGAAGGUUACGGGAAUACAGCGAUGUAUUGUCUUCCGAUGAGCGCACAUCCUUUUUGCAAGGGCAAUCGCAAGGGUCUGCAAUAGAUGAUGAGCUUGUUGGUAGUUCAGAAAGUCGCAGCAACUCUCAGCAACCCGCACAGACUCCAAGCUAUGAUUCUACGCCCGAACCCCCAAUCGCGGACUCUAAAUCUGCCUAUGAGAAAAACAUAGCAAUUUUGACCAGGACUUUUGCGGCAUCUUCCUUUUACACCGUAAUGUCCUACUUUGUACCCUUCAUCAAGGCAAUUCCAGUGUUCGGAUCAAGAUUGUCACAGAAUUACCUGUGGAACUUGCAACCAUCCCCCGCGUACAUAGGGCAAGGAAUUAUUAUGGGCUUGCCUACGGUUAGCUACAUGCUGUUUGGAUGCAUCUUAGGCUGGGCGGUUCUAGCACCGCUAGCCCGUUAUAAGCAUUGGGUUGAUCCCGAAGCAGACAUUAACGAUUGGGAAAAUGGUGUACAGGGCUGGAUUCUUUGGUCUUCGCUAGCAGUCAUGGUCGUAGACUCAGUGGUUGGAUUUAUCGUGUUUACUACAAAGUCUGUGGUCAAGUUUUGCCUCCGGGAUGACAAAAGGCACGCUCUAGAAUCCAUGAUUGAUGAUUCCUUACAGUCAAUGCUACUGGAAGAAGAGAGAAUAAUUAACAAGGCUAGCGGUGGGCACCACCGACGUCAAAGUACCGUGAAGCUAGUAAGUGCGGAUCAUGAUCACGAGGUCGAUUCUCGCCAACUCGUCAAGCUCACAACUGUUAUCAGCGGGCUAAUAGUAUCUUCGGUCAUUUGCGUUGUUUGCAUGGUUUACAUUUUCGGUGCUCAAAUCGUGCCACUGUCAUCGAUGAUGAUAGCACUUGUGCUGGCAUUGUUCUUGUCGGUUCUCGCGGUGAGAGCAUUAGGUGAAACCGAUCUGAACCCUGUGAGUGGAAUUGGGAAGCUUUCGCAAUUGGUUUUUGCAGUGAUAACCCCACGAACAAUGAAGGGUGGUGUGCUUCUAAACUUGGUAGCUGGGGGUAUAGCCGAGGCUGGUGCUCAACAAGCUGGUGACUUGAUGCAAGAUCUCAAAACAGGUCAUCUCCUCGGGGCAUCUCCAAAAGCUCAAUUUUUUGCGCAGUUCAUCGGGGCAUCUUGGUCCGUGGUUCUUUCGAGUUUGAUGCACCUUUUUUAUAAUCGCAUCUAUGAAAUCCCAAGUGCGCAAUUUAGGGUUCCUACGGCUGUAAUUUGGAUUGACUGCGCACGUCUGGUUACGGGUAAAGGCCUACCAAACAAAGCGAUGGAAUGUACCAUUGUGCUAGGUAGCGUGUUCGGAAUUCUUUCGCUAAUCAAAAAUCUCUACCGCGAUAAAGGUUACAAGUGGCUACUAUGGAUCCCUUCUGGAGUUGCGGUUGGUGUAGGUAUCUAUAACGCGCCCAGUUUUACCCUGGCUCGGUUUAUGGGAGGCUGCCUUGCAUAUGUAUGGCUUCGGACCCAUCGCGGUGACCCGUCUGCCAAAACAUCGAUGAUCGUUUUUAGCUCUGGGCUCGUACUGGGAGAGGGAUUGUGCAGCAUUUUCAAUAUGAUUUGUACCAGUUAUGAUGUCCCCCACCUAUAG